GAAGAAAUCUGCAAAGCCUGUGUGGGCAGGCCGCCGAUAGGUCCGUCAUGUCUGCUGUGCAUACCUAUUACCAUGAAAUGUAUUGAAUUAAACUUCUUCUCGUUCUUGACGAUUGAAUUCUCCAGGCGGUGGUUUUUCGUAUACAUGCGUGUAUAAUCGGUACAAUUAUAUUAUAUACCAAUUUUACUACAUGCGUAUCCGACCAUAGGUUUACACGGCUAGCUGUCGUUCUGGCAGCCGUCUAUCUUACACAAUGACGUCCCAUCUUCAUCCUACCAUCGCCGCCGCCGCCAUGCUGUUCAUCGCAGCCACCGUCCCUCUCGCCAGUGCGGCCGCCUACGAGAACUUAGCUAUAUUAGACAAUGCGGCUCUAUUCCCUCAAUCCACCGGCGUCUACAACCCCGGCCUCGGGCCCCGCCAAUUCGUAGACGGCAUGCCCGCGAUCCCCGCGCUGCCGCCAUUUCCCGGCAAAGCAAAGCGUCAGGACCAGGCGGCGCAAUGUCCGGCGGGCAAACAUAGCUGUCUAGAUCUCGGCCCCAUAGGCGCGACGUGGUGUUGCGAUAACGACCAGUACUGUUUCCUGAACCAGAACUGGGAGCCGAAAUGCUGCGGCGUGGGAGCGCCGUGCGGCUCGCCGUGCGCUGAAGAUCUAUUAUAUUGCAACGGCACCGCAACCGUGACUACGACGGUCGCAACGUCGCCCACGACGACGGUUCUAGAACAGACUAGCCUAACCCCUGCGUGCUGCGGACGGGCAUGCAGCAGCACUUCCUUCCUCUGCCAGGUGGGCUUUGGCGGGCAGUGUUGCCCGUUCGGGGCGAGCUGCGGUUCCAACAGCCAAUGUUUAUACCCGCCCACAUCGUCCCAAUCUCAAAUCACCCCCGUCUCGUCAGGCUGCAUCGCCUGUUCCACCGGCGGCGGAUGCUGCAAUGUUGGCAGCACCUGCACGUCAAGCUUAGUCUCCGCGACGUCGACGGCACAACUCUGCGCAGCCAACCUGACCAUUGUUAGAAACGAGGGGGUGCUCUCGGAAGGUGCCAGAGUUGGCAUAGGAGUCGGUGUCGCCGUAGCCGCAUCGCUAAUCAUCGGCGGUGUGACAUGGUUCUGGAUCCACCGCCGGCGUGUGGCUAAAUCGCGCCGCGACGGCGGGACGUUGGUGGGGUCCGGGCACGACGAGCCGGAUCUUACGGGACCCUUUAUCCCUCCGGGUGCUGCCAUGUCAGACGUCACGAGCCCGUCAAGUAGGACGGGUAUGAGGCCGCGUCUGCACGAAGACGGGCUUGCGUACCCCUAUUUUGGAGCUGAUGCCGUCCCCGGACCUUAUACGGACCGCGAGGAUAACAGCACGCCUAGCAGGGCUCAAGGCGUCGAGUCUAGGUCAAAUCCCGGGUUCUCUGAGCAAGCCGCAAGGGCUGCCAACCGUUACCCGGACGCUCCGAGAGACAUCGUCCGGCCUGUUGAGCUUGGUACGCAGAAGGAAACGCGGGUGGAGCUGGGUGACAAUGAAUCCAGUAUUUCAGAAAAUGAUUCCGCUGCGAGUGGUGCUGCGGCGGCCAAAGAGGAGAGACAGGAGGCGUACGAACUUUAUGGGAGCCCCGUAACCUCACCAAUACCCAUGACUUUUGACGAAGCAGAGCGGCAGAGAGCUCAGGAGUCUCCUCCCCCGCCGGACCCGAAUCAGAAAGUAGAGAAGAGUGGGCAUGAAUGAGUAACUGAUGACAUAUGAUGGACGUUUGUGGUAUAUUACCCUAAUCCUAACUGUAACGAGUAGAUACGAACUUAAUCUAAAUGAAUACGACUGGAUGCCCUUCAGUCUGCGGAUAAACGCCUCACCUUGGCUUCCUUGCCUUUACCCCCAACGCCGAGCGUAAACAUUGUGCGACUGCACUAGACAUUAUUAUCGUCUGCCUUUCAUGUAUUCCACU
Molecule: messenger RNA, 1925 nt
Organism: Daldinia vernicosa
Lineage: Eukaryota; Fungi; Ascomycota; Sordariomycetes; Xylariales; Hypoxylaceae
Exons: 2
Coding region: 254-1708 (484 amino acids)
Source: RefSeq, a predicted model, not a curated record